CUUCCAUUGAGACACGCCUUCCCCUUGGCUGGUAGGCACCGUCUAGGAAGCAGAGCUCUGUCGCUUUAACCCGUGAGGGCCCCCGACUGCGUUUAGCCAGGCAUGGCCGCAAUGAGAGAAAGCACGUCCUGAGAGGGAGCCUUACAGGAGGAGAGGUUGGAAAAGGCAGCGCGCUCCAUUUCCAGAGAGGAAAAAAGAACGCAGCGGUUUCCUUGAAGCGUAUUUGUUCUCGUCUUUUCAGAAGAAGCUUGGACUGCAUACUGUUGUUGUUUAGGAGAAAAAUCCGUGUGCGACGUGAGUUUCUGGGAUAAACUGCGUGGGUUAAACUCGCCUUGCAUCUGAACCACCUUACCUCGGUUUGCCGCGGCUCCCACGCUGGACAUUUAUUUCGUGUCUUACGAAACUCCGAGGGUCCCGCCCAUUCCUCCAGAGACAGAGGCAUGAAUUGACUUCCCACCACCGUCCAGUUCCCCCCCCCCUUUCUGUUAACUGCUUGCUUGUCAUGUUUUUUUAAUCUACUGGUAGGCCGCUUUAAGCAAUUUUGGGAGUCAAAUCAGGGUGCAACAAUAAUGCUUUUUUAAAAAUCGACAUUUAUGUCGUUUUUCUGCAUGUCUCUAGUCAUCAUGUUCGCUUUUCGUGUGUUAGGCCAGUUUUAGGAACAGGAUAUAGCUGGGACGAGGUAAUCUAAAGAUAGUUAGCCCCCUUGUUUUAAGAAUAAAAGAUCGUAUAGGGUUCCCCCACCCCCAAUGGAAAACAUCGAGGCGAUCAUCCUUGUGAUCCUGGCCACCCACAACCUGGUGCGCCUCCACCUGCACCGCGGUGGCGUGGCGGGCCGGGCCCGGCGGACGAUGCGGCGGGUCAUGGCCAACCACAUCUCCCUCCUGCACCAGCUUCUUCCCGACAUUUGCCCCGACAGCGAGACCCGGCUGAUGGUGGAAGAGCUCAACGCCGGGCCCCACCGCUUCUGGUCCCGCCAGAUCAGCCAGGACUGGUGGGAGCGGGUCGUGCUGGAGACGUGGGAGCCGAGCCAGUGGCUCCAGAGCUUCCGCAUGACCAAGGACACCUUCCUGGAGCUCUGCGAGGAGCUGCGGCCGGAGCUGCAGCGCCAGACCACCACCAUGCGGGCCCCGCUGAGCGUGGAGAAGCGGGUGGGCAUCGCCCUCUGGAAACUGGCCACCACGGAGUGCUACCGGUCGGUGGCCAGCCACUUCGGCGUCGGGCGCUCCACCGUGGGAGAGGUCUUCAUCGAGGUCUGCUUGGCCAUCGAGAAGCUGCUCUUCAGGAAAUUGGUGGCGCUCGAAGACCCCCAAGAGGUUAUGGCAGGGUUUGCGGAAAUGGGGUUUCCCAGCUGCGUGGGGGUCAUGGACAGGACCCACAUCCCCAUCAUCUGCACGGUCCGAAAGGGAACCAGCGUCAGCCAGAAGGGAUUCUUCCCCAUGUCGAUGCAAGGCACGGUGGACCACAAGGGCCGUUUCAUUGAUAUUGAACUCAGCUGGUGCGGUAAAGAUAAGGAUGCCUCCUUCUUCCGAAACUUGGCCCUUUGUGAGGCGAUGGACCAAGGGUCUUUCGUGCCUGGGACUCCUAUGAUGACCAUUGGUGAUGUAGAGAUUCCCCCACUGAUCUUGGGUGACGCAUCCUAUCCCUUGAAGAAGUGGCUCAUGAAGCCCUUCUCCGGUGACCUCACUCCUCGCAAAGAGCAUUUCAACUCCCGCCUGAGUGACUGCAAGAAGGUGGCCAAACGUGCCUUUGGGCGGUUGAAGGGGCGGUGGAGGUGCCUGGCCACUCGCUUGGAGGUUGCAGAAGAGAACAUUAUCCCUGUGGUGGUGGGGUCCGUUGUGCUCCACAAUAUCUGUGAGAAUCGCGGGCAUGCUUUGGUUGACGGGCCUUGGUCCCAGGAUGGGGUGUGGGACCAGGCCCCUGAGGGACACUUGAAGUUCCCAACAUCCCCAGCAGAUGCACGGGACGGGAGCCUGGUGAGGGAAGCUCUGGCAAGCUACUUCAUGAGCAGUUCCUAAUUCCUCAUCGAAGCCUUGAAUAAAACCAUACACAAUACUUUGAAAUGCACACUUCAGAUGAUUUCAAAUGAUUGUUUGCUCUGGGGAAGCUGGGGGGGUCUACCACAUAAAGAUCCAGUGAAGUGUCAUACGAAGCCAUGAUGUGAGGUGACUUUUGCCACAACCCUGUUUCUGAACAGGCAGUGAGGCACAGUGAAAUAGCCUCAUGCCACGCUUCCUGUAGUCACCACAGCAAAUAGUUUUCUGAAUCCACUUUGUGUAUGUCAGCAGAGCUAUGAAUGUUAUGGCUAACCACUACCCUGCCCCCUUUUUAUUUUAUUGUUGUUAUUUCCAUUGUUGUAACCUGCUGGGGAACUUUGGGGAAUAGCAGUAUAGAGUAUUUUUAAAUAAAUCAUAAGAAAAGAAAUUAAAAACC
Molecule: messenger RNA, 2430 nt
Organism: Rhineura floridana
Lineage: Eukaryota; Metazoa; Chordata; Lepidosauria; Squamata; Rhineuridae
Exons: 2
Coding region: 747-2015 (422 amino acids)
Source: RefSeq, a predicted model, not a curated record